This is a messenger RNA of Malaya genurostris, 1686 nucleotides long. It is a transcript of the gene Rcd5, whose product is annotated as microspherule protein 1. Lineage: Eukaryota; Metazoa; Arthropoda; Insecta; Diptera; Culicidae. Gene Ontology annotation, molecular function: G-quadruplex RNA binding; protein binding. The transcript is spliced from 3 exons. Gene Ontology annotation, cellular component: NSL complex; Ino80 complex; MLL1 complex. Gene Ontology annotation, biological process: positive regulation of transcription by RNA polymerase II. The record is from RefSeq and is a predicted model, not a curated record. The coding region runs from base 105 to 1613 and encodes 502 amino acids.
CUGCGCAUCAAACGCUGUUUCAAAAGACGUCAAAAUUUUAUUGUAGCGUUCCUAUGUUUAUUUCUGAAUUUUAAAAAAACUGAUUUAUUUCAAUCGUAGCAAACAUGGAUUUUAAUUCCAGUAUAAGAAAUGAAAGUAACCUAGAUUAUUCUAACAACUCAAGUCUGGAUUUCAGCAGCGAUCAAAAACGCAGAAGUUCAUCCCGAUCGAUCAAACGAAAACGUUUUGAUGAUGAAAUUGUAGAAUACAGUUUAGGAUUACAGCAACCACAACUUAAAGGAAUCGGUCGUCCUCGAACAAUAUCACAGACGCUUCCUUUCGGAGCUCCAAAUACCGUACCUUCUGUUACUACCCAAACCAUUCCUCCAGUAUCUGUAUCUCCUACGAUAGUAGAGCAUACACUAUCAGCACCGAUUCCUCAAACCCCAUUAACAACCGUAGUCACUCCACCGUUGAUGCCGCUCUCACAGCCAGCAGCGCCAAAUCCGGCUACAAGCUUACUUCAACAACUAAAUUCCAAUGCUUCAGUUAAUGAAAAGAAGAAGAUUUUGAAAAAUAGUAGAAAAAGCAAAAAGAAAGGCGGUAGCCAGACUCUUGCAACUAAGGACUUAGGACGAUGGAAGCCCGUUGACGAUUUGGCAUUGAUAACUGGCAUUUUACAAACCAAUGAUUUACGUAUGGUACACCGCGGUACAAAAUUUUCCUGCAAGUUUACUAUUCAGGAGAUGCAAGCAAGAUGGUAUUCACUUUUAUACGAGGAGCCUAUUUCGAGAAUUGCAGUAGCAGCGAUGAGGAACUUGCACCCGGAAAUUGUGGAAGCCGCUCAAAGUAAAGCACUCUAUACUGUGGUCGAAGAGGAGUUACUCGGCACUAUUAAGUCAAACGAUAAUCCAACUUUAGAAACAUUUCAAGAGUUGUUGGACAAAAAUGCUACCGUCUUCUAUCAAGCACGAACAGCCAAAGCUCUUUUCGCUCAUUGGCAGCUAAUGAAACAGUACUCACUGCUACCCGAUCAAUCAGUACAAUCUCUUCCAAAAAGUGAUAAUAUACUUUCAUUUUCCGAUGCCGAAGAUUUGAUCAAUGAUGCAGAUUUAACAGAACAACGAGACGACAGUUUGGAAAUUGAACUGGCACUGGCUGAUCGCAAAAGUAAGAAAGAAGUCCGUAGUUUGGAGAAUGAGCUCUCUCGCUGGAAUGUGCUUGUUGAUUCUCUGACUGGUAUAGGAUUCUCUCCUGAUUUUGAUAAUCAAACCUUGGCAGUACUCCGUGGAAGAUUGGUCCGGUUCUUGAUGCGUUCUCGUGAAAUCAUUUUUGGUCGGUCUACGAAAGAUGCUGUUGUUGAUGUUGAUUUCUCGCUGGAGGGUCCAGCAUGUAAGGUUUCUCGAAAGCAAGGAACCAUAAAGCUUCGCAGUAACGGAGACUUUUUCAUUACCAAUGAAGGUAAAAGGCCACUCUACAUAGAUGGGAAUCCACUCAUGUACGGAAAUAAAACCAGAUUAAACAAUAAUUGCGUUAUAGAGAUAUCUAACUUGCGAUUUAUCUUCUUGAUCAACUAUGAUCUGAUUAAUGCUAUUCGUCAUGAGAGUGCCAAAAUGAACAUACCUUUAAAUUAAUGUAGAUACUGAAAGUAGAUACAUAUUGGUUUUGCUUAAAAACUAUUAGUUUAUGAAUAAACUAUUGCAUCAA